This is a messenger RNA of Annulohypoxylon truncatum, 1193 nucleotides long. RefSeq lists its product as uncharacterized. NCBI's taxonomy places the organism in Eukaryota, Fungi, Ascomycota, Sordariomycetes, Xylariales, Hypoxylaceae. The record is from RefSeq and is a predicted model, not a curated record. Bases 357 to 953 code for a protein of 198 amino acids. The transcript has 2 exons.
CAACUUCCAAUCUUUAAUAAUUGACUGCAACUUUUGAAGUUAAGGUUUGCUUCCAGCAAAUUAAGGAUUAUUCGAGAUGACGUAAAUAAUAGGUAACACCGCAUGCCAUUUCCUAACAAUGAAUGAAGUCAAUCAGUCAAUCAGUCAAUCAGUCGCAGAUGGCAAAUGCAGCUCGCAGCAAAAGCUCCGACGGUGUUGUCAUUAUGUCAAAGCGAGCUUCUAAGAUCUAAAUUGACAUCAUAGAACUGAGGUUUCACCAAAUACCUGGGUAAUUGAUUUAUGAAGCUCAGCUUCGCAUAUCGCACGACCACAUCACAAUCUAUCCAAUUCAUACAAGCUAGAAUCAAAUAACUACAAUGUCGGCAACGCGCAACACCGAGUCCUUGGCCAACCAGGGCGAAUUCCACAGCCGUGUUCCGCCCUCGGAACCCCUCACAACUACUGGUCAUAAACCCGGUGUCAAGGUCGGCAACGAUGCUGCCCCCGAGUUCCACAUGGAGAAGCAUGCCCCUGGCACCGCGCCACGUGAAAACACAUUCCAACCACGACCUGAGGGCGAGACCCCGGUUGAUGCCUCAUUCGACGAAAGCCAGCAUCUAACUAACCCCACGGAUACACUUGGCGGCACUACGUCCCAGGCAGUCCACACUGGUCUAGGCAAGCCCGUCCAGGGCCAAACGGGAACCGAGCUACACGGUGACCUUCACGGAGACCAUACUAGUCGACGGAAGAAGGAGCACGCUGGUUUAGAAGGCGUCGGGGCAAGCGUCGGAGACACGGUGCGUCAGAAGGGAGCAGACUUACCUGAAGGCGUAGAAAAGGGCACGAGAGGCAAGGCCAGCGCCGAUUAUCCUUCUGCGUCGGAGCGUAUCCCGACCAGUGCAGAAGAGGUGGCGGCUGAGAGGAAGGUGCCGCAGCGCGCCUAUGACUACACGCAAUCUGGGGCCAAAUAAGAGACGUUGAGACGGGAUAGCUUAUGGGCUCAUGUCAAAAGGCGAAAUUUCGUACUGGGUAUAAUUUUUUCGGUGUAUACUCCGCCGACGGAAUGCAUGACAUAGACCUCGAGCUGUUUGCUCAACCACCACUGGUCUAUAAUAAGUAGAGAUUGGGCGGGAGGUAGCUGUCGGGUCAUCGAGGCGAUGAUACCUAUCGGUGCCGAGAGUUCAUUUAAUUUAACACGUUACUAAAUUUAA